This is a messenger RNA of Phytophthora nicotianae INRA-310, 204 nucleotides long. RefSeq lists its product as hypothetical. Lineage: Eukaryota; Oomycota; Peronosporomycetes; Peronosporales; Peronosporaceae. Bases 1 to 204 code for a protein of 67 amino acids. The transcript is spliced from 2 exons. The record is from RefSeq and is a predicted model, not a curated record.
AUGUGUGGCAAGGAGGCUAUCAUAGCAAAUUUCUCCUUCCAGCAUCAUCUGGUCAAGGACGCGGUUGAAAAUCUUCAAGUUAAGCACUGGGACCUGGACGCACAAACUCCAGAUAUUGACAAUCGCUUCCGUAGGCCAGGAGGUGGCCGACCGUUCAAGAUGGAUCAGUACGGAUAUGAUGUCGUGAAGUAUCACAACAUAUGA